AUGUUGCAACGUACGAAACGGGCCGCUCGAGCGUGUUAUUGGUGUCGUCACCGCAAGGUGCGCUGUGAUGCAUCUAUCCGUGGCUGUCCUUGUACUCGGUGUCAGCAAGAUGGCCGAGAUAACUGUACUCUUCGAUUAAGAAUUCCGAGACGGUCUAAAAAUUCUGACCCUGACUCGGAGCAACAAUCUACGAAUCCAACGAGAGAUUGGGAUUUCAACAAUCUAGACGAAUCUGUAGAUAAGGUAUUCAAUUACAGCAGAAUCUCCGAUGGUCUCGAUGCUGUUAUCAAUCUUGACGGCGAUACGUCCUUCAUCUUCUACCCUUUCCUUGAGCUACACGGUCUUCUUCAUCUAGCUCAAGAGGAUGUGACAUAUCUAUCAUCAAAGGGAUGCUUCAGUAUUCCCAACUGGCUGACUAUUAAUGAGUUUGCCCGGCAAUACUUCCUCCAGAUUCAUCCUUGUCUUCCUGUUCUGGAUGAGGCUGAGUUCUGGCGUAUUGCCGUUGAUUCGGAUAAUGGGUUCACUGGAUCACGGAAAAUAUCGUUGUUUGUUUUUCAGGCAUUCCUAUUUGCGAGCUGCCCAUUUGUCCCGUUGGAAACGCUACAAAAAUGCGGAUUUACCAACAAGCGAGAUGCAAGAACAACAUUAUACAACCGUGCAAAGUUACUCUUCGAUCUCAAAGCCGAAACCGACCCGUUCGCGAAAGCUCAAGGCGCCGUCCUUCUCACCCACCAUACGUCAACUGACGAUCCCCAAGCCGGUAGUAUCUGGUUGAUGCGCGCUAUCCAGAAUGCCAUGAUCGUCGGCUGCUCUCAAGAAAUAUCUUCUACAGAGAUCGUGGUAUCAAUGAAAAAGCGGUUAUGGUGGUCUAUCCUUCUCCGGGAUCGGGUCAUUUCCAUUGGCCUGCGGCGUCGUCCGCAAGUGACAUCGAUGGAGUUCAACACCGGAGAUAACUGGCUGAAAGAGGAGGAUUUCUCAGAGGAUAUAUCCCAAUCUCGAGUAUACGAAGAAGAUGUGAAAAUUCUGCUCUUUCAAGUUAUGCAGGAGCAGUGCAGACUGGCUGUCCUUCUGACGGAUAUGGUUGCGCUGGUGUUCUCAUCACAUGGCAUUUCGUCGCCAUCACUGUCGCUUCCAGAGUUCAAGGCCGUCAUUGCUGCUAUCAAGAGAAUCAAAUGUUCGUUGGAUAAGUGGGAAGCUGGAUCUAGUUUUCUUCCUUCGACGAGCCAUGAACCAGUGACUUUGUUUACUAACUUGACGUAUAUGUACUACUAUGCUGCAAGGGUUGAUCUGGCUCAGUAUGAAGCAAUGAUUAUUGAGAAGCAUCUUGCCUUCACUGGGAACGAUUAUCCCAAUCAACUGGUGAACACAGGCAAGGAUCUUCAGAAUGCCAUGACUGGCUUAACUGGUGUUAUGGAGUUUUUCAGCGGAGAGGGUCGUGCAGAAAGGCUACCCCUCAGUGUACUGGCAUACGCAGCCAUGCCGCUCGUUCUCACUGCCAUCGACGUAAAACUUUCACCCUCACAGUCAGAAAUGAUUAUACGACAACGCCGUCUAGAACGUCUAGGAGAAAUCGUCCGCCACUCGAAGGCGCUCUACGACGUGACUGACUUCGUGGCGAUGAAAACUAACAAUAUCUUGCAGUUAGCAUACAUCACCACCCAAGAUGUCUUUCUUCGAUGCGGCUCACAUGCCGUUCAAGAGCCGCCAAGAAUGCACUCUGAAAUAUCCAUUGGAUCACCUGCUGAUACACCUACUGAUGGACUGGGUUCUUUUAUCCAAGGACGACCCACAAACUGGCAUGAUGCAUUCCUCGGCAAUCCUCGAGCAUACCUACGCAUAUCGACAACGGUUGACUAUGGCCUGUCGAAUGGUCGACUACCUUAUGAAAAUGCUCUUCCUCGAUUGGUUCGACACCUGCCGUGGGUGGGAUUGACAAGGCUUCCCUGGACGCAGGAUAGUGAAGAACAGCCAAACGGUAUAGAUGAGCCAGACCAAAGGAAAUCCGAGUUCAAGCUUGCUAGCUCUUGUGAUACCCAGAAUCGAGUGUACGAUGAUAUCUGGACAGUUAUUCCUGGACUGGCUGGGAAGGACCAUGAAGAUAUGCCGGACAACUAUGACUCGCCCACUGAAAGGGAGCUUGCGGGACAUGCUGUCAAUCUCGACUAUUUCGACCUGGGGGGUAUUCCAUCCAGAAACAGUCCCCAAUCAGAAGGUGAGGUUGUAGGAUUGCAGGAUGUACUCGACAGUGAAGAGCGCCAACCAGUGGAAGACACUGUAUCAUCAGGUGAGAUGGAAUAUACUCAGGAUGUGGACUGCGAGAUUGAUUCAGGACUGUUUACUUCAUUGCUCCGUGCGCCACUAGAUGAUCUGCCUUGA
Aspergillus wentii DTO 134E9 is the source of this 2376-nucleotide messenger RNA. RefSeq names its product Zn(II)2Cys6 transcription factor. NCBI's taxonomy places the organism in Eukaryota, Fungi, Ascomycota, Eurotiomycetes, Eurotiales, Aspergillaceae. The coding region runs from base 1 to 2376 and encodes 791 amino acids. The transcript has 6 exons. The record is from RefSeq and is a predicted model, not a curated record. Gene Ontology annotation, molecular function: zinc ion binding; DNA binding; DNA-binding transcription factor activity, RNA polymerase II-specific. Gene Ontology annotation, biological process: regulation of DNA-templated transcription; DNA-templated transcription.